Stylonychia lemnae is the source of this 273-nucleotide messenger RNA. NCBI's taxonomy places the organism in Eukaryota, Ciliophora, Spirotrichea, Sporadotrichida, Oxytrichidae. The record is from the annotation of a GenBank genome assembly.
AUGUUCGUCGCCCUGGGCAUUACCACCUUAUGCUCUACCCUGUUCGCCUACAACGAAUCGCUUUUACAGCUUUUGUACAACGUUGAUGAGUUCGGCAGAGGCCAUGUAUCCGUUCUCGAGUGGAUCGUGAUGCUGGCACCUUUAGGCCUGGUUCUUCUGAUGAACUUUGCCUUCAAUAAAUUGUCAUUUCCGGCAUUGAUCUCUAUUUUCUUUGCCUAUUCGGCACUGGGUAUACGACCAAGGCCGAUCUUACCAAAAUGGGAUCUAUCCUGA